Molecule: messenger RNA, 7185 nt
Organism: Cinara cedri
Lineage: Eukaryota; Metazoa; Arthropoda; Insecta; Hemiptera; Aphididae
Source: the annotation of a GenBank genome assembly
CGAUGGCCAUAGCACCGCGGCCGCCAGUUGUCCAAUUACCGUAGUACGGUGCCGCCGGUCGUUUCGUCACGUCGAAUAUUUCGCGUGUUUGUUGUGAAACAUUCCACAGAUGAUAACGUACAUCUGUGUACUUUCUACAACACAGUCGGUUUUGUUGUUAUAUCGGUUCGUGCGACAAUAAUAAUAAUAAUAAUAAUUAUAGCGCAAUAUUUUCGUGAUUGUCCGUAGAAUUGAUUACGAAAAUAAAACUCUCUUCGACGUUCUCCGGAGAGACAGUCGCGAUAUCGUAAAGUACUCGGCGGCGGUUCGGAGCGUAUCGAUCGAUUUCAAACGGUUUUUGAUCCAAGUAUUAUAAUUAAUAAUAUAACAUCUGUUCGAACGGCACAAUCGACUUUUCACUGUCAGGGACGAUAAUCGUUUGUCUGCAGUUGUCGACCUUUCGUAAACAAAGUAGGUAAGUAUCAAUUUCACGGGGUAAAUAGCCGUAUGAUUUACAUUUGAAAUUCUAUACGGCCUAGUCCGUCGUCUGUUCAUUAUAGUAGCUGAUACAUUAUGACUAAUCCAAACGAAACGGACAGCGAGGAUUGGAAAGACAAGUAUAGAGCGCUGGAAAAGGAAUACGACGAUUUCCGGGAACAAUCGCAGUCUUUAGAACGCGAACUGGAAAUGGACGUUGAAAUGCUAGAGAAGAACAACAAGGAGCUCAAAUCUAAAAAUAAUCAGUUACAAUUUGAUCUCGAUACACUAAGGGUAUGUAUUCGGUUGGUAAAACAGUAAUGUUAUAGAUGAAACUAUGGUAUUUAAUUGUUAUAAGUCAAUUGCCAAUGGUUCAUUUUAAUUGCCUUACUCUAUCCGUAGACGAAAAACCGCGAAGAGCAGCAAAACCUAAUGAACCAAAUACACAGUUUACAAGAAGAAGCAAUUCAUUUUCAUGAAAGAGAAACUAAUUAUGUAAAAUAUAUCAGAGAAUUGGAACAAAAAACUGAAGACCUAGAAAAGUUGCAAAGGUACGUUACUUAAGCUACUUACUUGGGUUUAAAUCAAUAAUCUUUAUUCUGUAAUUAUACUUCAAACAUAAUCCUAAUUCAACUUUUUGUGGAAAAUAUUUGGAAAUGCAAAUGACUGAAUUUUAAAACACUGACUGUUUCAAUGUUCAUAUUUCUGUCUCUUACUUCAUAAUGCUUCAAUAUUCAUGUCUAUUAUUUAAUGUAAUUUAAUUGUUUUAAAAAUAAAAUAUCAAGUUACAAGCAGUAUGUCAUAGGAUUCUAAUAAUAAUUAUUUAAUAUAGUGUGACAAAUUUCAGUGGUGUGUUAAUACAUUUUUUAUUUUUCAUUAUCAUGAAUUAUUUAUAUAACAUAUUAAAUUACAUGAUAUUUUGAACUAGUAAAUUUCAAAUAGGAUACAUUUAUUGUUAGUGGGUAUCGAUUUAAAAUAAAUUAUUUGAUUUUUUUAUCCAUUGCCAGUUUUUAACAUUUCACUGUGUAUAAAUAAACAAAACACAUUUUAUAUAAAACAUAACAUCAAAGAGUUUUUGAUUUACUAUUUAAUAUUAUAUUUUACAAAACCAAAUAGUAAUAUCGAUAUAAAUUUGCAAGAACAUUAUUUUUCCACAAAUCUAUUUAUUAUAAAAGAUUAUAUCCAUGUUAAACUUAUAUUAUUAAAAUAUUAAAUAGUCGCUUGCAGUUAUUAUUAUUAUUUUUUUUGAUUUGCUUUUAAAUAGACAAACACUUUUCUUUUUUAAAUUGUAUAACAGUUCAACAAAUUAAUUUAAUUAUCUAUUUUUUCUAUGGUUAUGAAAAAUAAAAAGCAAGUAAUUAAUAUUUAGUAUUUUCGUGAUUAGUUAUGAUAAAAUAAAUAUUAAAUUAUGUAUAAUGUACCUAUUAUUUUGUUUAUUUUAGUUUUUGUAUUUGUUAAUAUAUAUUAUUAUAAUUUCUAAAAACAAUAGUUACAAUUUAAUGUUUUUUAUCGUUUAUUUGAAUCAUAUUAUAUUAAUUAUACCCGUAAAAUAAAUAUUCAAAAUCAAAUAAACUGUUUAUUACUAAUGUAGUAAACUUUUACUAUUUGAAUUUCGAGUCUUCUUUAAAAUUUCAAAAUAAAAUAAAUAUUUUUUUUUAAUAUUAUUACUAUAGCAUGUCCAUUGUAAUCAACGGAACUUUAUGAAUUAAUGUUUCAGAGAGACAUGUGCUUCUUUAGGUGAUUUUGAAACUAAAAUGAAUGAUGCAAUUGAGCGAAAUGCUCUCCUUGAAGUAGAACUUGAUGAAAAAGAAAGUUUACAAGCAAUGGUACAAAGGCUAAAAGAUGAAAUUAGUGGUAAGUCAAUCAAAACUUAUUUUAUUUUUGUUAAAUAUGUAUUGGACAGUUGUUAUUUAUAAUUUUGGAUUUGUGAAAACUCUUUGAAAAUUCAAAAGGCUAAUAGUUGAUAUUAUGAUAUUCUAUUGGCAUUUGGUGUCAUUGAUUAUUGUACAAUUAAAUUAAAUUUGCCGUACAAAAACUUAAAGUAUAGUGUAUUAUUAGAGUAUCAAUUUUAAAAUAUAAAACCUAUAAAAAUACUUUUAUUCAAUUGUACAGUAAAUUGUAUUGUUUUUACAAUAUGUAUAUAAAAUAAUUUUGAUGUUAGAUUAUGACACAAAAGAUUGCUACUAAUAAACAAAUAAAUGAAUCAUUAAAAUGCUUAUUCAUUGCGGAUUGAUAUAAUUUGUAUCUAUGAAAUUGAAUUGUACAUAUCAGUUAUUGAAAUUAAAAAAUACAUUUUUGAUCACAAUGAAUGUCAUUGUCUCGAUGUUAACUCAAGGUGAAAUUUACUAUUACAAAUUAAAGCGUUUUAUUUAAUAAUGAUGCAUAUCAAAUACACUUCUUUUUUUUUUUUUUAUUCGACAAUAAUAUUGGUAUUGUAGAAUUAAAAAUAGCUUAUUUUUUAUUUUAUCGAAUUUUGUAAACAUCUAAUUUAACUUUUUUUUUUCAAACUACUUAUUCAAUUGGUUAAAUUAUUCAUUUUUAUAUCAUAAAUAUUUAGAGCAUCACUUCAGCAGAAACAUCUUUAUUGGCAAAUUAAAAACAUGUAUUAUUUUUAAACAAUAAACAAAUGCAAAUGUAUAUUAGUAAUAUAAACAAGUUUAUAGUAAGAGGUUAGAUCAUUAAUAGUCAAAUCAAUUUUUGUUGCUUUUUUUUUUUUUUAUUUAAAUGAUUUUCAAAAGAUUUUAUGAUAGCAGUACCUCCCCCCUCAAGUUGGGGGUAUAAAUUUGCUGCUGUAACAACAACCUAAUUACCAAAUAUGAUUGUUCAUCACACGUUUUAAUUUUCAAUUUGUACUGUUGAUACUUGGCCAUUCAAGCAAACACAUAAUAUUAUGUGUCGGACUCAUUGUGUACCAUUGAGUAAUACUCAGUAAUAGUGUAGUGGUUAUUCAGUUAUUUUAUAAUAAUAAGUGAUAACAAUGUUCAUACCUUAGCAAAACUACCACUGUUAUCACAUUAAAUGAAUUUUAACAAUUAUAAACAAUCAACAUAAUCAACUAGUUUUAAAAUUGAAUAAUAAACUAUUUCAAGAAAAAAUAACUUUUUAACAAAACUAUUUAUGUCUAUUAACUGUCAAUUGAUUUGAGUUAAUUUCUAAGUCAAAAUGAUUGGCUAAGUGCCUAAUAUGUUUAAAACCUUUACUUAAUUUUAUUUUUUCAGAACUUAAACAAGAAAUUCAAAGUAAAGAGCGUAAAUUAAAUCCUGAUAUGAAUGAGUCACAAGCUGCAGCUGCUGUGAGACGGUGUAGUAGUUUCAGGGCAGCAGUAGACAAUAGACGAUUGUCGUCUUCAACAGAAACUGCACCAAAAAGUCAUACGAAAAGUAAAUUAACUAAUAUUAUUUAUAAUUUUCAAUUAUUUAUUAUCUAAUUUAUUUUUAUUUAUCUAGGCUUAAGUGGAACUGUAUUUCAUUCACCACCCGCCAAAUUAGCAAGAGUUGGUGAUAUUGUUGGAGAUCUGAUGAGAAAAGUAAAUGUAAGUUAAUCGAUGGUGGUUUUCGUGUAGUAUGUGAUCUACCAUAUUUAAUAUAAUAACUGAAUAAAUAUUAACAGUUGUCCUAUACAAAUUUAAGUAGUACAAUUAAAUGGGAUAUAUGUGUAUGUUAGGAAAUAGUUAACAAAAAAUGGAUAUAAAAAGAUAUGUGCGAAAACUAAAAUGUUUAAAUCAAGGUGCUUAACCUUGCUUAAUCAAAACUACAGAGGUUUUAUAUUUCUAUCAAGCAAAGCAUAAUUUCAUAUUUUAUUAUAUUUAAAUUUUAAAAAAUUAUGAAAUUGUUGUUUAUUGACAACAAUUAAUUAAGUAGUGUAUAAUUAAUUUGAUUUAAUUGAAAAUUUUAAUAUAAUUUGUCUUUUUCGGCAUGUUCACAACAAAAUAAUUUGAAAGCUUUACAGUUAGGUAGGGUUAUUUAUAAAACGAUUCUUAGAUUUUAUUACAAUUUAAGAGAACCCAUUAAGCCCUUCCCAUAGUUUUUCUAUUUAAUAUGAUAUUCUUAUCAAGGUUGUUAAUGUUUCAUAUAUGAGCUAGUAGCUAUAUUUAAUAUAAUCAAUCUAUAUAACAUUUAUAGUUCAAGUUUUUUUAGUACGCAAUUAAUCUUUUCACAUUGACCUAGACUGGAUUUUUUCACAAAUACUUGGCCAUUUAAUCUAUUUUGUUGUUUUUAAUUAGUAUUAAUAAAAUGAGGUCAAUAUUGUUUGAUUAACAUGGAAGCAGAAAUAUUAAUCUCGUUUAGUUAUCAAUUUCAAAUAUGUGAUGAUUAUAUGUUUUUUUUUUUUUUUUAUAUAUAUAUAUAAUUACAUCAUUACAUUUUUGUAAUUGAUAACUAUACUAAAUUAAUAUUCUUGAUACUACGUCUAUCAAAUUCAUAUUGACCUCUUUCUAUGAAUAGUAGUUACAAACAACCGAGUCAUAGUCUUAAAACAUGUUAAUCAAUAAAACUAAAAGGGCAAACAGUAAAAUAUAAUUGUUUAAUUUCCAUUAAUUGUAUGGUAGAUCUUAUACAAGACGAAAGCCUCUUUUAUUACUAUUACUAACAGUUUUGAAUGUUUGUUUUAUUCACAGGUUCUUGAACUCAAAUUGGUGGAAGCUAAACAACUGAAUGUACCUAAAACGCAAAAUUGUCCUUUCUAACAAAACGCUUUAUGGCAGACCACACCAGUGGUUGGCCUUCUGUAGCUGAAUUAUGUAUGCUAUUCGUACUGCUGCCGAGAAUCCUCAUGUUUUAUAUGUAUAUUGCUCUCUGAAAUGUAUUAUUCUAUCGAUCUAUGGUGAUCUUUAUGUUCAUGUCUCAAUAAAAAAAAAAGUUAUAUUAAUUAAAUAUUAGUCGUUCAGUUGCCUUAAUGAUACAUUUGAAAUUUUAAUUUUUUACAACACAAAUGUUUUACACGGUCGGUUUUUAUUUAUGAUUUUUUAUUUUAUUAUUAUUUAAUUAUACAUUUAUAUACAUAAUAUAAGUACAUAAUAAUUACUUUACAAGGAGACUUAUGACAAAGUUUUAUUUUUAUACCUAUUUUAUUUACUUAUAGAUUAGUAUAAAAUAAGGCCUUAUAACAACAAGACAUGGACCCUUCUUUUGUAGAAAGUCAGACAAUAAUUGUGUUUGUACAAAUCCUUACAAUAUCAUGCACAUACAAAUAUUUUUUUAAAUCACAUAAAUUUGUUUCUGUAUAGAACAAUAAUUAUUACUAUUGUAUUAAAAAAAUAUAUAUAUACCUAAUAUAAAAAAAAAAAAAUAUUGUACAUAUAUAUAUGAAUAAUAUAUUAAAGAAAACCUGUAUAAGUAAAAAUGAAAUUUAGAGUUUAUAAUUUUUGUUUCGUUUUUUGCUACAUUUUUACAAUUUAUAUGAAAAUGUUGACUAGACUAAAUCACUUAAGAAUUAAAACGUUAAACAAAUAAAAAUUGUUUAAAAACGAAAUACACCUGUGGAAAUCAUUCAUUGCGGUGGUUUUAUAAUAAUAUAUAGAGUACAUCAAUAAUUGAAAUCAUCAUUGAGACUUGAAAGAAAUUUUAGUCGAUAAAUAUGAAUAUUUUACCCGAAUACGGUAUGUACGGCGCUAAUAUUUCGAGUAAAUAUUGAACAGUUCGUUAUAUACAUGUAUAAUAUUCAUUCUAUGGACACGAAUACAAUAUAAAUACAAAUUUUAAAAAACAAACAUCGGCAUUGAACCUUAACCGUAACAAAACGAAUAUUGUUCGUUUGAGAUACUUAUAAAUAAUGUUAUAAUUAAUUUAGACUAUAAAAUUAUUCUACGAUAAUAUGUUAGUGUUCUCGUUAAAUACAUAGUAUGAUGAAAACAAAAAAUUACAUGUCGCUAUACAUAUUAUUUGUUUGAAACGUUAUUUAUUUUUUUUUUCAUUAAUUCUUCUUAAUAAUAUUUUAUUAGUGUUGUAUUUAUUUAUCAAAACCUAGUCACGGGCCUUAGGAAGACGACAACGUUGUCGAGUCACUUAUCGUCAAAAAGUAGAAAAAAAAAAAAAAGUAUUUUUUACACGAAAAUAAUAUUAUCACAGACAAACACACUGAACAUUUUUUUUUUUUUUUUUAUGGCACCAUCGAGAACGACACAAUAUUAGGUACGAUUAAUAAACGGUACUCUUGGGCGAGGGGAAUACAAAAAAUUCGUCAUCAUCGUCAUCAUCAUCACAGUAUCCACUCGAGGAAAGAACCGCCGAACCAGACGGCGACAACCGGUAACAUGUACGCGGCCAACGCCCUCUGCAGCGUCGGUUUGGGCCUGUGGCCGGCGCUCGAUCCCGUGCCCGUGGUGGUUGUCGGAUCGACGCGGUUGUCGUCAUCGGCUUUCUUGACGGCCGUGUUCGGCGGCGCGGCGGUCGCGGUCGCCGGCGUGGUGGUCGCCGACGACGGUGUCUGCGGCGUCUGCGCGCCGCCCUCGACAGCCACCGUCGCGGACGGCGGUUCAGAGUCCUCGUCGCCGGACCCGUCCCCGGACGACUGUAUCGGACCGAUGCCGCUGGACUCGCCCCCGUGGAACACUUCCUCCAUGUCCCACUCGACGUCCAGCCCUUGGUACGCGUUUUUCAACAGGUUGGUGAGCGCCUUCAGGGCGAACACCUGUUCGUUGAGCAGGCUACUGGUACGCCCAAGGUCGACGGGCACCUCGGGGUUCCUCCUCUGGUUUUUGAUACCGUCUCUCAUCACCUCUUUCGUGUAACU